Messenger RNA from Ostreobium quekettii, 591 nucleotides. The record is from the annotation of a GenBank genome assembly. Lineage: Eukaryota; Viridiplantae; Chlorophyta; Ulvophyceae; Bryopsidales; Ostreobiaceae.
GUGUACAACCGAAUCGCCAGCUGCGUCAGCGCCAGGUCUGCCCGUCCGUGGGAUUUCGACGUCUCUUCCGUCUUCGCCCACAUCGACGCAUUUCUGCAGAGGUGCCGCGACCUGCUGGAGGUAUGCGAGGCGCAGCUGCAAUUUGCGCCAAAGGAGGAGCUUCCCGUCUUCGGGGGCCUGAGGGGCCCGGAAAUUGAGAAGAACAUUCUGGACAUUCAGGUGUCCUUCAAGGGCCUGGUGGUUGGGCUCCAAGGCCUGACAUACGAUAUCCUGGACGUCAAGGCCACCCGCUGGCACGACGACUUCAACACCUUCAAGACGGGCGCCAAGGACCUCGAGGUCAUGCUCACCAAUCUCAUCCAAUUCGCCCUGGAGGCGGUGUCCUCCCUCCCCUACCGCAUCGAGCUCCUGGAGGCCUUCCAAUCCAUGGCGAAAAGGGACUCCAUAAGGCGCUGCGUCGAGAAGAAGACGUCGGAGUUCUAUUCAAUCUUCAUGGGGGAGAUCAACGUGGUGAAAAAGCAGUUCGACGUCAUCAGGAGGUCUCCGCCCAAGACGCCGUUUCUACCACAAUACGCAGGGCCCGCCAUGUGA